Messenger RNA from Bursaphelenchus xylophilus (pine wood nematode), 3012 nucleotides. Lineage: Eukaryota; Metazoa; Nematoda; Chromadorea; Rhabditida; Aphelenchoididae. The record is from the annotation of a GenBank genome assembly.
AUGCCAUUCUCCAGGUUCAAUCGGCGGCGGAAAGACUACGAUCCCAUCGAAGGCCUGACUUUAUUUGAAUGGAUUGGAGAAGUAGGUACUUUACUAGUAACUCAUAUAUAUUUUUGCGCGUUUUAAAUAAUAUUGGAGGGUUUCGCAAAGAGCAAUCUGUUCUGGAAAGAGUAUAGAUUAUAAUUCAGUUAGGGAUUUGCAUAUUGAUGGGCUCGUUUUAUGUUCGUAUAUACCAGGAAAACUCCAUUUUCUGUAAUUUUGAAUUAUGAUUCAAGAUAAACUCUCUGAAGAUGGCAAGACGAAGGUCCGUUUAUUCUGUUGACAACUCUCCCUGUUUCAGAUGCCCUUUCACAGAAAUCAUGAUGAUAUCAAUUCGGCUGCACCGCUUUUCGACAGCUCAGAACGGUAAGUCAUUGAUAAUAUUAUACAAUGUAAUUCGGAUUUUAGGAUUCUUUUCGAUUUCAAUACUGCCCUGGAUGAACUCUCCCCCCAACAAAAGGCCUAUGGAGAGCGUCUUAGACGUCAUUUGCAAUUCUUCUUUCUAGACCCUGUCAAUAAAUUCAAAUUGAGAAGACAAUUCCCUUUCAAAUUGGCCUUACAAAUUCUUAAAGUGGUAUUUGUGUCCAUCCAGGUGAGUCUUGUUUGCUUUAGUUUAUGGGUUUAGUUGUUACUAUUCGCGGAUCUUCGGAUAAAUCAUGUGGACUUUCUGGAUGAUACUGUAACAGUGAUGAGGCACAAAUUUCUGAAGGAUUGGGACCAUGAAAGAGAUGCUGUUACUUAUCCACCUGAAGCCGGAAGGUAUUCUGUAUUUACUAGUGACGAGAUUGUCGAACACAUCAGCCACAUUGUCUCAUCGGUGAGUCUGGAAUAAAUUUUAUAUUUUACUUGACAUUUCUGAUGGCUAAGAUAUAUGAAUUUUAGUAUUAUUCUUUACAAAACGAGUCGUUUGCCAGUUUUUCCUAUGAUACGAUAAGAUCAUUUCCUCAACGCACCGAGGAACCAUUUUCUAUCAAGAGCACCGAAUUCGAUCACAUUCCCACGAUGAGAUUCUGCGUAAAGAAACUGGCCGAUGUAAGGGUUGAGAAUCACACUUACGUAUUCGAUAUCUCGAUGAAAACAGGUGCGUAACAUGAUUAUUUAUGUGAUCGCUGUUUAGAUUGUUCGAAGCUUAACUUCACUCAACAAGAUAUCGACGAGAUCCAGAAAGAUCCCCACAAUAUCCGGCACUUCUUCAAGCGGAUGAAUGUCACAUUCCGGUCAGAAGACGCCCUUAUCAUCCAAGAAUCUUCGUUGGCCUUCAACUUAAGAACCAUCCAUUUUUCCCCAGGAAACAUGGAUCAAAAACCGGAAUGCUACUUAAUUGAGAUUGUAAUUACCUUUGACAACUCGCGGCAUACAGGCCAAGUGUUUAUUCGUCUGGAUGCUGUCAUAAAAUAUGUGAAUUUGUGUAAUGGAAGGGUCCUCCAAGUCAAUGGAUUCUCCAAAGACUCGAUUAUUGUCGGGGCCAUUGAUAUCCUCGUGUUACUUAUGUGUCUUUUAUCCCUUCUGUUAUGUUGCAGGGCAUUGUUUCGCGCUCACCGACUUAAAAAUGUAAGUUUUAGCUGUUAUAAUGCAAUAUAGUAUGAGGGAUAUUAAUGAAGCGCUUCAGAUGACCAAUUAUUUCUUCGAAAACGUUUUUCAUGUAAAAAUUAGUCUAAAAGACGACUUAUCCUUCUUAAACAUGUGGUAUGUGAUGAUUGUGAUCAACGAUGUGUGUAUUGUGAUCGGAACUGUGUGCAAGAUCGCCAUCGAAUUCAGAGAUUUUGACAAUAGUAUGUUUACAUUAACAGGAGUUUUGUUGGGUAUUGGAUGUCUUUUGGUUUACAUUGGAUUAUUCCGAUAUCUCGGAUUCUUCAGUCAAUACAGUGUAAGUGAAGUCUAACGUUACUUAUAUUAUUAUUGGCUUAGGUCUUAAUCCUCACUUUGAAACGUGCCUUGCCUUCGAUUUGUCGAUUCUUGGUGUGCACUGUCAUCUUAUAUGUGGGUUUUUUGAUCGCCGGAUGGGUAAUCAUUGGACCGUACAGUAUUAAAGUAAGUCGUUUAUGUUUUCAAGAGUUUGUUGAAAAAUGAUUGCCUGGAUUUAUUAAUAUUUUCAGUUUCGGACGUUAUCAGAGUCGUCGGAGGCUUUGUUCUCAUUAAUGAAUGGCGACGAUAUGUUUGCGACGUUUUAUACGAUCAACGAUUCCAAUGCCACUAUCAAAUUCAUCGGAACUAUGUAUAUUUACAUAUUUGUUUGCAUGUUCAUCUACGUGGUUUUGUCCCUUUUUAUCGCCAUUAUCAUGGAUGCCUACGAAGUGGUUAGAGUAAGUUGCUGACAUUGAUUACUGUACUUGACGUAAUAUGUUUUGCAUUGGUCAUAUUACAUUGACGAUUUAUUUUAGGAGAGUGUGAAAAGAGGAGUUGUGGUGGAACGAUCUUCCCUCCAAGAAUUUUUAGCCAGUGUGGAAUUGCCUCAGGACCUCGGGAGUGGCGAAACUCGAGAAAUGUUCGCUCCGGAUCGGCUAGUCAGACUAGGUUGGUAAUGAUAGUGGUGUUGUCAUGCUCACGGCCAAAGAACUCAUCCACAUUAACUUAAAGAUUUCGAAUUUCUCAGGAAAUAAAAGUUUUGAUCCUCUCACUCUUCUGUUCGCCUUCCUUCGGACAUCGGGGUACUGUAGUUUGUCCGGAAGUGUAUGUUGUUCCAUGUGUUUAAUACAGGUGUUGGUGGCUUUUUAUUUUUUGGAGUUUAUUUCCUUGUUUUUAACAACAUCAUCUAACAUUCUGCACGUACUAAUCGAGUCGAUGUUUUUGAUUUUUAUGCGUACCUAAUAAUGAGUCAUCUCUCUUUCAGAUGACGUCAUUUCGGAGUAUUGGUCACGCUUCGCACAACAAAUAAAUGUAUGGCUCGGCCGCUCGGAGCCGGCAUUCGAUCAAUUCGAGAACCCGGCCCACGAUCAGCCUGUUUUUCUGCAUAAUAUGACAGCUCAGCAUUAA